GGAGCCAUGGGCAAGUGCAGCGGGCGCUGCACGCUGGUCGCCUUCUGCUGCCUGCAGCUGGUGGCUGCGCUGGAGCGGCAGAUCUUUGACUUCCUGGGCUACCAGUGGGCUCCGAUCCUUGCCAACUUCCUGCACAUCAUGGCAGUUAUCCUGGGCAUCUUUGGCACCGUGCAGUACCGCUCCCGGUACCUCAUCCUGUAUGCAGCCUGGCUGGUGCUCUGGGUUGGCUGGAAUGCAUUUAUCAUCUGCUUCUAUUUGGAGGUUGGACAGCUGUCCCAGGACCGGGACUUCAUCAUGACCUUCAACACAUCCCUGCACCGCUCCUGGUGGAUGGAGAAUGGGCCAGGCUGCCUGGUGACACCUGUCCUGAACUCCCGCCUGGCCCUGGAGGACCACCAUGUCAUCUCAGUCACCGGCUGCCUGCUCGACUAUCCCUACAUUGAAGCACUUAGCAGUGCCCUGCAGAUCUUCUUGGCUCUGUUCGGCUUCGUGUUCGCCUGCUACGUGAGCAAAGUAUUCCUGGAAGAGGAGGACAGCUUCGAUUUCAUCGGCGGUUUUGACUCCUACGGAUACCAGGCGCCCCAGAAGACGUCGCAUUUACAACUGCAGCCCCUGUACACGUCUGGGUAGCGUUUGCCCCACGCCCACCCCCGCGGCUAGACUGACCGCCGCUGCCGCGAGCUCUGGCCAAGAUGGCAGGCGCGCCCCCUGGCGGCUCCCUGACUGACUGCAGCCUGAGCCGGCGGGAUCUGGGUCUGAAGCCGACUUGGACUUGGCCCUUAGCAGCCUGGACUUGAGGGGUGGGGCGGGGAGAAUCGCGGGGUUUGUAUUUUUUUUAACCUCGGCCUUGACGUGUGCUGGCGACCCCACACCCCACCCCCGCCCUUCUCCAGACUCCCCUUUCUCCCUUCUUCCCCCAGCAUCCUGUCCCCUGUCCAGAGGGAGAGGGCAGGAGAAACACACACACCAUCUCACCACAUUUAUUCACCAGCCCUGGGGAAAGUUCCCCCGAACUAUGAAGAGGAGGAGUCCUGGGUUCUAAUCGCAGCUCCAUCACUAACUCUGUGUGACAUCUGGCAAAGCCCUUGUCUUCUCUGGGCCUUAGCUUCUCGCCUCAAAUAAUUAAAAUAAUCCCUUAG
Messenger RNA from Odocoileus virginianus texanus, 1139 nucleotides. It is a transcript of the gene NKAIN1, whose product is annotated as sodium/potassium transporting ATPase interacting 1. NCBI's taxonomy places the organism in Eukaryota, Metazoa, Chordata, Mammalia, Artiodactyla, Cervidae. The record is from RefSeq and is a predicted model, not a curated record. Gene Ontology annotation, biological process: regulation of sodium ion transport.